Messenger RNA from Dermacentor silvarum, 9718 nucleotides. RefSeq names its product dentin sialophosphoprotein-like. Bases 1316 to 2758 code for a protein of 480 amino acids. The record is from RefSeq and is a predicted model, not a curated record. The transcript is spliced from 3 exons. NCBI's taxonomy places the organism in Eukaryota, Metazoa, Arthropoda, Arachnida, Ixodida, Ixodidae.
GGCAUCAUUUCAAUCAAAACGAAAAGUAUGGCGCCUGGCACGCUGCAACACGUUCGAAAGUUAGGAGCAUGGCACGGCCACUCAGCUGAAGUCCAAUUUUUUCUCUCUCAAGUUCCGUAACGCUGUCCGCGGCACACAGUGUCCCAAUUCCGACAGCCUUCGAGGCGUCGUCGUCAUGUCGGAAGGCCAGAACAAAGCCGCGAAGCGGCUGAUCAAAUGGCGCGACAGCGCCCGACGUCAACUGUCCAGCGCCUCGUGUAGCGACGAUCUCGCCGGCGCUGUGCAAUUCGUUCUCCGCAACGCCGCCAAAACUUUCAAGGCCGCGCUACUUCCGACCUACGACGAGCGGAGAGAACAGUUGUCUCGGGACCUUAGUACCAUCUUGUGCCAGGUUUCGGCUCACCUCCACCUGCGUUCGCGCGAUUUGGUCGCCGACUGCGUCGAUGACAGCGAUGAGCAGAGCAGCUCGAGCCGUUUCGCCUACUGGGACCACCAGUGCGCGCUUCUCUCGUACUUGUUGGACCUAGCGCUCGUUCGCGACGAACCUGCAGCGAUCACCAAGAUCUGCUUCGUCCUGUCGAAGAGCAAGCACCGGUUGUGGGACGUUCUCGUGCAGACUUGGGCGAUCUCCUCGAGCGCGCCUGUUCGUCUCGACCUGCAGCCGCGGCUGCUGGACGUGUUCCGCUGGUUCGCAGCCUACUGCCCACGCACGUGCCCGAGUGCCGAACUGUACUUCAAGUUCGUCGUGUGCGCCGCGUGUCUGGCGAGGCGGUUGCCCGAGCGCGGCUGGGAGACGGUCAAGCCCGUCGUUCUCUCUAUCGAACCCGCGGAGUUCGAUUUCGAAGAAUGGUUCGCCGCGCAGCCUGCUUUGGCCGCGCUUCUGCCUCGGUCCGAGGUGCCGAGAUCUCGUCGAAAAGUGAUCGCGCGUCUCUGCAAGAGCGCGUCGGACCCGGUGGAGCUGUUGGAAGCCUGCCGGACACUGGCAGAGUCCGGCGGUGGUUCGCUGGCAUCAGGACGACGUGCGACGCCGCGGCGGCCGCGGACGCCGACAUGUUCGUCAUCGCGGACGAAGAGGUACAGGCACGGGAGCAGGACACGAAGACACCCGAGGUCGAGGAUGAGCAGCUGCAAGCAAUCCUGGAUUCAACACUGAGCCGUCUGCGGUCGACCAUUGCCACGCCUCAUGCAAGUGACGCCGAGCCUAAUUCUGAGGCUGUCAGCGAUGCCAGCAACUCCCCGCUGAACACGAAGGCUUUCUUGGACAGGCUUCUUCACAGCAGUGUUGCUGAAUCUGGUGCUAGGGACGCAUUCAACAAUGCAGAAGCAGUCAGCGAAGAAGCUCGACCACAGGCAACAAGAGGCUGUUGAGGCCAACAACAGCAAAGCAGGGGAAGUUGUGGCCACACUGGCAGAAGGUGAUAAGCAUACAAGCGUGGCUCAAGAAGCAACAUCGGAAGACGAAGGGGCUAUUUCAAAUUCCGCAGACAGCACACCUGCAGUGUCACCUCCGAGAAAAAAAUUGCGGAGACGAAAAAGAGUUCGCAGAAGGAAGAUUCGUGCCUCAGGCAAGCUACAUGCAAUUGUGGAAGUUAAUGCUAAGCUGGCCACGUCAAAAACUGCAGAAGAGUCUGAUGCUUUUGCAGCCAGUAUGGAUGAUGAAGUUCAUCACGAAACUCCACUUUCUGAAAAGUCCUCACUUCAAGAACACGUGUCGGAACUGUCUUCGGUUUCAGCUGUGCAAGAUUCAGAUGCUACUGCAGUGCUUAUUGACGACCAUUGUGGACUGAAGAGAACAGAGCAAGACAGUGUCAUUGACCUUGAAGAGAAGUCAUGCAAACACCAUGAUACUGAAAUCGAGGAUAAAAUCUCAUUGACGAUGGGCAGAGAAGAGCCUCGAGAUUCAUUGAAUUUGCAAGAUGAGCCAGUCGCGAAAGCUCUGAAAGAAGUUUCACUGCAGAACUACAGGGCUGGCAAGGCAAUAUUGCCCGAAGACACUGAAGAGUUGGGAGCUUCUUCAUGUUCAAAAGUUGAAUUGACAGUAGAGUCACAUUUGCUUCGAAGUCACCAAGCUCGGAAGUCAACAAAGUUUUGCAGGCAAAGGACUAUUGAAUCUUCAACAGAGGAGUCAUGCGGCGAGGAGGAAUUGUCUUCAGUUUCAGCUGCGCAACAUUUGCAUACUGCAGUUACGUUCAAUGAUGGUCGGUGUGGAGCGAAGAGGUUGGAGCAGGACAGUAUCAGUGACCUUGAAGAGAAGUCAAGCGAGCACCAUGACUCCAAAAUGGAUGAUGAGAUGUCGUUGUCGAUAGGCAGAGAGGAGUCUAGAGAUUUUUUGAAUUCACAAGCUGAGCCAGUCGCGAAAGCUCUGGAAGAAGCUUCAUUGCGAAGCCACAGAACUGGCAAGGCAGUUUUGCCCGACAAUAGUGAAGGGCUGAGAGCUUCAUCUUCAGAAGUUGAAUCGACAGUAAAUUCAGAUUUGCUUCGAGGUCACCAAGCUCGGAAGUGGGCAAAGUCUCGCAGGCGCAGGAUCAUUAAAUCUUCUUCAGAGGAGUCGUGCAGUGAGCAGGAACUGUCCUCAGUUUCAGCUGCGCAACAUUUGGGUGCUGCAAGGACCUUUAAUGUUGACUGGUGUGGAGUGAAGAGAACGGAGCAAGACUGCAUCAGGGACCUUGAAGAGAAGUCGCCUAGGCACCAUGACAGCCAAAUUCGACAAUCAGAAGUCAUUGACGAAGGGCAGGAAGGAGCAUGGUGGACACUCUGAGGAUACCACCGAAACAACUUCAAGUUCGUCAGAUGAUGAGGUUGCAGAGAAAAACUGUGGACAAACGUCGCGUGAUGGUGCCACCGAAACUAUUUCAAUUUCGUCAGAUGAUGAGGUUGCAGAGAAAAACGAUGGACAGCUAACGCAGCGGUGAUGUUGUUGAAACUCUUUCGAGUUCGCCAGAUGCUGAGGUGACAGAACAGAGUGGCGGACGGUCACAGCAGUGAUGAUGCUUUUGAAACUCUUUCAAGUUCGAAUUCAGAGUCCUUUCGGGAGGUAUCAUCUUCAAGCUCAGAAUCUGAGUCUUCUGAUGAAGGCUCAUGCAGCCAAGGCGCAUCUGGCAGUUCGAUUGGAAAGAGUAUAGCUGCUUCGUCGCCGGGUAGAAGACCUUCAGACACAGCUUCCACUCAUGGUGGGGAAGCUUGCAACAUACAAGGGCAGAGACAAAGGCCUAGCAAUUCUCUAGAGCCAGAUAUAAGAAGAGUGUCUUCAAAGGGAACACUAAAGUCUUAGCAUCUAGGUAUACCAGAACACCUGAAGCACACUCCGAUUCGCAGCUCAUAUCUCCUGCAAAGCUUGGGAAAAUACAGUGCUCUCUUGCUACGGUUGUUGAGGCUAAAGAUGUCACCCUGAAAACUGUGAAGAAGGCACGUAGGAGCAGAAUUGUCAGUUCCACCGAGUCUUCUGAUGAGGAGUCCAGCAUUGAACGCCCAGUGCUGCAAGAAGCUGUGUCCUCUGAUGAAGAGUGCAGUGUUAAACACUCGGCACAACAUGGAGCCGAGUCUUCUGAUGAACACAGUGUUGAACACUUGACACGGGAAGCUAAGUCUUCCGACCAAGAGCAUGGUGUUGAACACCUGUCAAAACAAGAAGGUUACUCUUCCAAGGAAGAGUGCAGUGUUGUACAUGCAGUGCAACAAGAAGCUGAGUCUUCCGAUGAAGAAUGCAAUGUUGAACACCCUGCUCAGCCGGAAGCGAGACAGCCCACAGUGUUUUCGGAAUUGGCAGAUGAAAUCCCAUGCGGGCAGCGGUCACCUGGUGCUUCGUCACUGCAGGACAUGCACAUUUCGCCUUCAGAAAGUGAGGAAGAUGGUUCGCUUUCUCCAGUGCUUCAGGGCAUUAACCUGGCCGCUGAAUCAGAUGCUGAUACUGUGGCGGUACAAUCGAAUGAUGAAGGAGUUGGCAGGCAACGAGCUCACCGCCUCUCGCAGGCCACAACUAUAUCGGCUUCGUCCCAGAGGCGCUCGCCGUCACCUUUUUCGAAGCUGAGAGAAAGAGUGAUGUCUUUUCAAGAGGAUUCUGACGACGAAAUGGAUACUGUGGCUUUCGGAGGAAAGGGAGCACCUUCAGCCGGCAAACACUCUUUCUUUAAGGUGCCACUCGUGAAGAAUUUGGCCACCCCUUCGACCCAACGGUCUGUUAAAUCGAAACCUCAGGUUGUACGGCACAGCUUGGAUGAGAGGACAACCCCUACCAAAAGCCAAUCUGCCUGCAGAAGAACGCGCUCUCGUGGUUCAGUCUCUUCACAAGGGGAACAGGGAGCACUGCCUGACAAAGAGCAAGAUUCAGAAUCUGACUCUGAUAACGCAGGUGCGGCUACAAAUGAGACAGCCAAUGUACGCUUGAAUAGUGACACUAUGGGAUCAAGGCACAUGUCAACAGAGAAGACUAAAGCUCUCGGUCCAGGCAUGAAGCAGGCAGGCAUUCGUCAAAACCGCUCCAGGGCAUCGUUGCCAAAGAAUAAACCCUCAAAGCUAUCCGAAGGGACCAAAAUCUCAGAAUUGGAGCAAAAUGGUGCUUCUGAAUCAGACUCCGGUGAAGGUCCAAGAGAUGGGAAUAAGGCUCUUGAGUCCGGAAAAUGCACAACACAAAGCCCAUCUAAGACAGACAAACUGGUAAUAGUUGAAGCUUCACCUUCAAAUAGAAGAAAACAGGCACCUUGUCCAAAUAUUUUGACUUUGAAUCCCACCCAGCCAAAAAAAGCGACGCUGAAGUUGCGUUCCGAUCACGAUUUCGAUUCUGCAAGUGUCAGUGAGGAUAAGGAGAGUGCAUGCAGCGAGCAUUCAAGGCAAAAUGAGGUCAGUGCCAGGCAACUGCAGGAAGCCAAAUCUGAAGUGUCUGCCCGACGGAGGAGCACACGGAGUUGUACCAAAAAACUGGCAGUUGGGCAGCAAAAAGAACAAGUAUUCGAUUCUGAGUCUGGCAACACAUGCAAAGAUUUAAGUGACCAGUCUGUGACAAGCAGUAAUUUAGCAAAAAGUACAUCAAAGGGAGAGCAAAAGCAAGGUGACUCAGGUGGUGGGAGUUCGACUCCGGAAAAGCCACGCACUCCUUCCAGUGGUAAUGCGACUCGUGGAAAAGAGCUGUCCGGAACACAGGACAAUCUAAGUGAUGAUGGAAUCAACCGUUCAAGUCCUAUGUCACCCAUGGAAAAGCGAACGUCGUCUGUGACCAAGCGGAAAUCUGGAAUUGAGGCAGAAGCUACAAGCAGGAGCGGACAGCUGGUUUCUGGCAGCCUGCACAGAAGUUCACCAUCGCCAAUUCGAGGCAGGACUCCUGCGUAUGAGGUACAGCAAAGUGGGCAUGCCACACUUGGAGUCCUGACUCGGAGUGCACGCAGACAACUUUCCUAUGCCAAUGGUAAAACCUCACUGUCCCAAAAAAGAAUAACAAUGUCCACAGUGGGAGUGGGACCUGAUGUAAAGCCAAACGCUACGUCUAGUGACACAACAGCGAAAAGUGCGCUAGGUGAAGAUGUAGGACCAGCACCAUUGGAGGCAAAAAGAAGGAUCUUACAGUAUAGCAGAAGUGAUGGCCACUCUGUCAAGAGAAGUGAUGUUUCACGUACACAAGCAAAAGGUGACACCAUAUCUGAGAAAGAGUCUGAAAGUGGGGACAAUAGAGUAGGCAGUGCAUCUUCAAGGCAUAAUGCAUUAUUGCCAUCUCCAAGCCUGGCUAAACGGCCAAUAGUAAAACUAGAUCGUAUGCAGAAUAAUGAAAGAGAACUUGUAGCCACUGUUAGCGGUGAGAACUUGCACACAACGCGUUCAGUUUCAGCUUCACUGCAUGGCAAGGAGGUGGAUGCAUCCAACACCACAUUUGAUGGUCCAAGUGCCAGCAAGGAAAGGCAAGUAGAUUCUGACACGGGCGACACUGCAGGUUUGGCAAGGUCACCAUUAAGAACAGCUUCGAAACGCAGACGGGUCGUUGAUGCUUCCAUGAACGUGACACCUGCCCUGGACACCUUUGAAGAUGAUUCAUCACAGACAAGUGUCUAUCUUAGCGGGCUGACACAGGUGCCUUUGUCACGAAAUAUCCAUGCUUCAGACAACUCUUCGAGUUCCGAUCAAGAAGGGGGCGACAUUGUUCAUAGCGCACAGCAGCGAAGACUGUCAUUAAGAAGGCUGCCGUCGCGAAGGAUGUCUCAACGUAAUAAAAAAGAGGAUUUCAUAAUUGACGUUGAUGAGCAGGUCCGUUCCCUUUCGGACUCUGAUGAUAAUGACCCUCCCUACGAAGUUAAUGAAGUAAAUCUCGAUGCCAGCAUUGCUCGCUUAAGAAGACUCAAGGUGCCUCUUUAUACACCAGAAAAGGAAGCGCAGUCAAGAACGUCAAGUGCUGCUUCGAGCUACAAAGUUGCGAACAAUAGUGCAAGAAGGACUGGACGGCUCUCAUUGGCUGCAAUACGAGCUUCGCAAUCCGAGAGCAGCCCGAGCACCCAUUCCAGUCUGUCACCCCCUUUCAGAACCGCGUCCGAUGGUAUUCCAGAGGCACAGGGCCCAACAUCCAACCUCUGCUUGAGUCAGUCACCUUCCAGGCGUGCCAAGAGUUACAACAAUGAGCAGACCGGCGCAAUGCCGGGAAGGCGAGCAGAAAAAAAUGAACAGAGUUCACCUGAAAACAAGGAUGGUGUGUCGUCAAUGUUGGAAGACCCGCAAACUGUCAGCGCAAGGAACACACGAAAGUCUGGAAAAAAAAUGCCAGUUCUGAGGCGGUCCACACGUGUAAGUACAAAACAAAAUACGUCUGCAUGUCUUACCUGUUCAGACCACUUGAAGAGUGAAGACCUUGUGGCACCGUCGCACUCGAGUCACCUGAACAAGGACUUGGAGGUCGUCGUCCGACAGCAGACUGUGCGCACCGCCAAAAGGAACAAGAGCUUUAAACCGAGUCCUGCAUUGCCAGUGCAUGUGAAACAUCCUGAUGAAAGGUCGGGCACCACCGAAGAGGCAGCAGUGGCAGAUGAUGCACCAAGCUCUGUCUGCUCAACCUGCAAUCGCUGUGUUAAGGCUUCCAGUACACAGGACAGUGGGACCAUGACUGAUGACAGUUACCUUCACGAUGACGACGACGAUGCUUUUUCGGACUCACCAAGAUAUUCCAAGCGUAAGAAGGUUGGUGCGUCAGCAUCACAGUCAAAAGCCAGAGCCUCCAGGUCAUCUCGCCGGCACGGUGCGGCAACUCAAGAAGCCAGCGUUCCAGUGAGACGCAGUUCACGGACAACUGCAGGUGCAUCGCGUAGACUUAGUUAUGUUUGAAAUUAUGCUACGUGUGCUGAGAAAAAUCCUAAUGGACAACAUCUGUUGGCACUGUCAAUGUUAUUAGUGGAACCUUGUGGGUGGCAUUUAGAAAGCCGUGCUAUUGAACAUCAUUGUUGCAGCUUAUAUCACUAAAAUAUAUACAUUAUAUAUUAUGUUAAUCUUGUGUUAGUGAAUUUCAGAUAGUUUUUUUCUUAAUUUUUAUUUUUUUAGUUGAGUGUAGCAUCAAGUUCAUUCUUGAAGGCAUUAUCACUUAAUGUGCUGUUUCGCGAUAGUCAUGUUGUAUGCGAUGCAGUAGUGUACAGUCACAGGGCAGCUGUUCUGACAGUGUGGUCUUGGAUGAGCUGUGUACUGGUGUGGUUUACCAGGCUUGCUGUAGGUGUCAUGCACUCAAUAUUAUGCAGAAUAUUCACAUCAGCACAUUAAUAGAACUGUUGUAGGCAAAAGUAUUAAACAAACACUUCAUUAAUGAUCUUGUAGGAUUCGGCUUCCAUUGCAUUUAGUUAUUUCAUCACUUACCUUCUAGACUCAUGCAAUUGUUUAAAAGCAGUUAACAUUUUGAGCAUCAAAGUAUGUUGCAAAUGCAAGAUGCGAAAGAGAAGGUAGUCUUUUCGGGAAUGAGAAAAAUGUUAGGCAUUACUUAUCGGAUAUCAUUAUAUACCACCAUCUUUGUGUAAUUUAAACGAGAGCUGUCAAGGUGAUUAUCUUAGAUUCACAAAGAGAAAGAGCUAUCACUUUAUCUAAUUACUGCACAUGGUUAUUUUUAUUUGUCUUGGCAAAGUGUUGUCGGUGGGCAUAGUUAAGUGAACUGGCCACCAAAGAGCACAGCUUUACCUGUUGAGAACUGGUAAUUGUUCUACUGUCAGGGUGAUAGGGUGUUCUGCUGUCAGCCUAAAUGUGUGUUUGUGCGCUUUGCAAACUGAACGCAAGGCAGGAGGUUUUGGCUUACGCAUCACCUGCUAAAGAGGUUAUGUGUAAAAGCGAUUGGAUGUACAGUCGUAAUCAAUAUUAAAGGGAACACCUAAUUUUUUUCAAAUGCCCAUAGGGGCUAAACACGCAUGCCCUUCUUAAAGGUGUUCAAUUAUUCUAAACAUUCAUCUGGAAAACUUUUUAAGUAUCAAGUUUCUAUGUUUUAAUUAAUGCAUAACGAGUUAUCAUAGUUAAAAAAAUAUUCAAUUUUCCCUUUCAUAUUGAUGACAACUGUACAACUGAAAAGCGUAUUAAUUGUUCCACAUAUACAAGGUGUUCUACUGUUAGCCUAAACAUGCGAAGUUUCCGCUUAUACAGCGUGCUCUGCGAGCUGCACAUGGCUGUGCCUUGUCUGCUGCUUGCGCUUUACAAUUUGUGACAAAGGAAAUUUUGCUCAAUCCCAGCAUUGGCGUCUGAGAGUACUAAUUCCUGCUCAACAGUGGAUUUACGGUAAAUUCCCACGAGUUGGUAAGAUUAUCAGCUUCUGAAGUGAGCUAGCAGAUUUUUCUCCAGUUUGUGUCUUGAGGUGGGCCCACUCUGCGACAGAUGGCAGUUUUGUUGGUGGCACUAGCCCUGCUCACUGCCUCAUUGCAUUCACCGUGAUCAUUCCAGAUGCGCUCAUUUGAACUAUUUGAGCUACUUAUGAAGUGAAAAAUUGCAUUUACCAAACAACUUCUGAGGCUGUUCCUGUUCAGCUUCCAAUGUAUAGGCUCUAGGAAGUCUAUCCAUAAAACUUAGUGGGAUGGUUUUCGCCCAAACUUGUGCUUGUUAUAUAGACGCUUUUGUGGAAAUGGCUUUCUGCAACAUGUUACAGGGAAUGUGUGUGUCUUCCUUUGGUUUCUGCCAAUUUCUUGUCCUAGGCUCUUUUUGAGAUUUAUUGAUGCUUUGGUGUUUGUUAACAGUGUGGGAGUUUCUUUGAGUGUGUUGGUAAUAUUUGUGGCACUCCAAGUCGAACGUCAUGAAGGCACUUUAAUUUGUAUUCACUACAGCUAAAAGUUUGAAACUUUCAAUUUUUUUUUUUUACUUAGUUGUUCGGAUACCUUUGUUGAGAUGAUGGCAUAUACUACAUGUGUUAAAUGUUGUGUUGGCAGUGUGCCCAUUGUUUAUGCCACAUUUCACAUCCGACGAUUGGGUAGCGAUCUAAAGCUUUUUACUAUUGCAAGGACAGCUUUGAUGAGGUAGAUACUUAUAGCAGUGUGUUUUGUUAUGUACGUGUGCCGUAUGUAUGAAGCUUUCUAAACAAUCUGUUGCUGUGAUCAUGUGUUAACUAUUGAGGUGAAGGUUCAUUUCAGAAAGCCACAUAGGGAGUGUGCAUUUUUGGUGUGUCAUAUAGUUCAUCAUUCACUAUUGUUAUCCAUGCAUCAAGUUCUGCAUGAUGGUUUAUUCCCUUGAAGUAAAGGUUUAUGUGGCAAGUUUUGCAAAGCUCUUAAUAAAGCUCAACUACAUUGCACUUUCU